AUGCCUCAGUUGCUACUGACAAUAAGUUGGAUAUUUCUAUUGCGCCUGGGUGUUUUGUGCCAAGAAUCAGCUGUCAUUGAAGAAAGUUUGGUGGACCAAUACGCAAAUUUUGUCCAAGCAUUCAAGCAAUCGUUUACGAAAGUGAUUUGGCCUGACAAAAGUUGGAACCUGGUCGUGGUCAGUGUCUUGACUAUUGGAUUAGCAGUGCUUAUUACCAGGCCGUUUAUUAAAAGCAGGUCGAAAGACAGUUAUUUUGAUUGGAUCAUGGCAGGACUCGGUGAGAAAUUCAAUUCAGCGCUGACAAGAUCUUCUUCCGCUUUAGGAUUCAGGAACUCACUCUUCUCGAGCAGCGAUCCUUCUGCACGAGAGAGUUAUCAAAAAGCAAUGAAUUUAGGCGGAUCCAUUGGCGGUUUAAUGAAUGAUGGCAACACAUGCUUUAUGAACAGUGUUUUACAAAGUCUAGCUUCCUCGAACGAAAUAAUGGACUUUCUCGAAAGCUUCACCGAGAAUGAGAAUAUUUCUCCCCAAAAUAAGCCCCCUUUUUCUUCUGCAUUAUACGAAUUGCUCAGAAAGUUGAACGACAAGCAUGGCAAUAAAUCCCCUACGUACAAGACACGCAAUCUCCUGAAAGUGAUGAAAGAUGGCCCCAGCAAGCAUUUGUUUUUGGGCUACAAUCAAGAGGAUGCUCAGGAGUUUUACCAGUCGGUAAUGAGUCAAGUUGAAAAAGAAUAUGUUGGGGACGAUUCAAAAGAGAAGGAAAAAGGACAGAUCCAAGACAAAUUCGUUGAUUACGAAGACGGAAUGAUGACAGGUUUGCAAAACCUGGGUGAUUUAGGAACCAUUUAUCUGCCUGCUAAACAGAUUGACCCUUCUUAUCCUAAUGCGGACUCUAAAGUAUACCCAAUGAAACUCAUCACUCCAGUUGAUGGACUUCAGUGCGAGCGAAUUGGUUGCAUCAAAUGUGGAGAGAUGGGAGGAAUACGCUAUUCAGUCAUAAGUGGGCUAGGUUUGAAUUUGUCAUCUCCUACUCAAUCAACCUAUACGCUCGAGGAAUUGUUGGACGGGUGGAUCGAACAAGAAAUCAUCGACGGUGUGGAAUGUAACAGAUGCGGUCUAAUUGAGAUCAGAGCUACUUUAAUCGAAGCCCUCGAAAAAUACAAAGAGCAAGGCUCCAAAACGGAGAAACUUGUGGAGCUCACUUCUAAACGAAUUGGGGAAAUUGAGGAGGAACUAGCGAAACCAAUUAUCAAUGACGCCGUGUAUGAAAGACUUCACACCAAAAACAAGAUUCAAAAAUCGAAGAAAACUAAGCAAGUGUUUUUCGCAAGGCCUCCUCCAGUUCUGUGCAUACAUAUAAGUCGCUCGGUGUUUGAUCCUAGAACCUACACUGUGCGCAAGAACAACGCAAAAAUUGUUUUCCCUACUAGGCUCAAUUUUGCUGAUUACGUUGCCGAGCCUGAUAAUAUAAACACGGAUGCACGAUUACCGUUUAGAAAAAGUGACGAUGAGGGUGAAGAUAAAGGUAGAGCAGAUGCUGAAGACUCUAGCUCAUCCAACCUGAAAUACUCGCUCAAAUCUGUCAUCUCACAUUUCGGAACGCACAACUAUGGGCAUUAUAUUGCAUACAGAAAGUACCGUGGAGUCUGGUGGAGGAUAAGUGACGAAAUAGUCAGGGUGUCUUCUGAGGCUGAGGUGCUUGCUUCUCAGGGAACUUUCAUGUUAUUUUAUGAACUAAGCUCUCGAAACGAUCCUAGAGAUGACUUUGAAUCCCAGGAACUUGAACCCCUGACUCCAGUAAAUACUGAAGCUGAUGGAGAAUCGAAAAUGAAUCAAAGUGGGGAUUCGAAUUUGGAAAGUGCAUUUGAUGGGGGUGAACCUCUCGACGACAAUCUCCGUGUGAAUUCAGAGGAAGAGUUACGACAAAAUGAGAUGAUUGCCAUACAAGCCAACUUGUGA
Ogataea haglerorum is the source of this 1956-nucleotide messenger RNA. RefSeq lists its product as uncharacterized. The record is from RefSeq and is a predicted model, not a curated record. Gene Ontology annotation, molecular function: cysteine-type endopeptidase activity; cysteine-type deubiquitinase activity. Gene Ontology annotation, biological process: protein deubiquitination. NCBI's taxonomy places the organism in Eukaryota, Fungi, Ascomycota, Pichiomycetes, Pichiales, Pichiaceae. Bases 1 to 1956 code for a protein of 651 amino acids. Gene Ontology annotation, cellular component: cytosol; nucleus. The transcript has a single exon.